ACACCUACAUACACCUACAUACGUGCCAGCACAUGUAACAAACGUGAUACCUACAUAGGUAUUCGAUGCACGUUGAAGUUGAAAUUGAAAAUUUCCUCCCAAGGAUAUAAGCUUUCGUAGUUGACAUCUCGUGAUUGAAAAACCAGUCAUAGGGGAAGGAAAACUUUCUCCAUUAUAAAUAUGAUUCAACGGUGUUGCUAAUUAUAUUAAGCGAAGAAAGAUCGAAUAAACUUGGAAGUGAAAGCACAGCUGGAAAUUAAAAUUGACGGAAUUUAUUUAAAAUAAAAACACCGGGGAUGUUUUUCUGGCUACGAAAAAUUCUGACGAAAGUUUUGAUAACUUAUAUUGGAAUGAUCCAAACCAGCACCAUGCUGGAGUAACAAUCAAUCGAGAUUUGGGAACCAUCUAUGCAUUUGGAGAAGACCUGCAACAAUGGAUGUAAAUGGCCUUCUGAAGGCCUCCAUUUUGCUGUACGUUCUGAAAGGUGUCGUUCUGCUGGAUCUCCAGGGGCCGGUUUUUCUCAGCGAGCCUCAACACCGGUUGGAGUUUUCGAAUAACUCGGGAACGCACAUCGAAUGUACUGGCCAUGGGAGUCCACCACCUGACGUGGAAUGGUCGGUAGCGACCACCAAUCACGAGCUGGUAUACUCAUCGCCCAAUGGAAGUCUGAUUUUUUACCCUUUCUCAGCCGAUAAAUUUCGUCAUGAGGUCCAUUCUACCGUGUAUAGAUGUAAAUUAAAAAACUUAGUCGGUACUAUUUUGAGCCGCGAAGUGCACGUUAAAGGAGUCGUUAAUCAGAAGUACAACGUGCAGGUUCACGAUGAAUAUGUUAUGUCAGGAAACACGGCGGUCCUAAAAUGUCAGGUGCCGAGUUACAUCGUCGACUACGUCGUGGUCACGGCCUGGGUCCAGGACAGCGGAGUGCAUCUCUAUCCGAACACCGACAUCGGUGGCAAGUACAUCGUGCUGUCGAACGGUGAUUUGUACAUCAACAACGCCGGACCAAGUGAUGCGUACAAAACGUACUCGUGCAGAACUGUAAAUAGACUAACAGGUGAAAUACAAGUUUCAACAUAUCCAGGUAGAGUGAUAGUGACUGAACCGAAAGGACUAGUACAACCUAGAAUUAAUGUAGAAAAACAUUCGCUUAAGCACGUAGUUGUGAAUGCUCAAGUGACGUUACCUUGCGUAGCCCAAGGACAUCCUGUGCCAACGUAUCGCUGGUUCAAGGAGGUCAAGGAUCAAAUAAUUCCUCUUCAGCUGAACGAAAGGAUCAGCAUAAUUUCGGCCGGGCUGCUCAAAAUUGCCAAAGCACGCCUCGAGGACAGUGGAAAGUAUCUGUGCUGGGUCAACAACACGGCCGGCGAAGAGACAAUCCAGGUGACGUUAACUGUCACUGCACCCUUAACUGCACACCUGCAGCCCCAAGUACAAACCGUAGACGUUAGUAAGGAUGCCCAAUUCCAGUGCAUCAUCUCAGGAUUUCCCGCUCAUGAAGUGCUCUGGAUGCACAACGGAAAGCCCAUCGUUCGGGACAGUCGAAUAGAAAUCUACACCGAUACCCCAAGGAUAGUGAUAAAGAAUGUCCAGAAGGAAGAUCAAGGAAUGUACCAAUGUUUCGUAGCGAACGAAUGGGAACAGAUUCAAUCGACUGCCGAGCUACAACUGGGGGAUGCUACGCCAGAGUUACUGUAUUGGUUCUCCGAACAGACGCUCCAGCCGGGCCCAUCCGUAUCGCUAAAGUGCGUUGGGACCGGUAAUCCACCGCCUCAAUUUACCUGGAAGCUGGACGGUUUUCCGAUUCCAGACAAUUCCCGGUUUGUGGUGGGCCAAUAUGUAACGAUUCAUGACGAUGUAAUCAGCCAUGUAAAUAUCUCCAACGUGAAGGAAGAGGACGGCGGGGAGUACACAUGUGUGGCCCAGAACAGCAUAGGAAAGGUAUUGCAUAGCGCUCGAGUGAACGUAUACGGUCUUCCAUACAUUCGAGAAAUGCCUAAAAUCACUGGUGUAUCAGGAAGCGACCUGGUGAUAAAAUGUCCCGUGGCUGGCUAUCCGAUUGAUAAAAUUCACUGGGAACGAGACGGCCAAACACUGCCAAUCAACCGGCGCCAGCGAGCCUAUAACAAUGGAACGUUAAUCAUCGAACAACUGCAGCGAACGGAAGAUGCCGGAACGUACACCUGUAUGGCACAAAACAAGCAGAAACAAACGGCCCGCCGGAACGUCGAGAUACAGGUGAUUGUGCCGCCAAAAAUUAUGCCCAUCCAGGCAAUGACCAACAUGCUUCGUGAGGGAAUGCGAGCUGCUAUCUCGUGCCAAAUCUUGGAAGGUGAUCUACCGGUAAACUUCAGAUGGGAACGUAACGGUAAGCCAAUCAUUGGCACCGGAAAUGAAGUCAUACGCCGGCUGGACGAAUAUUCGGCCAGUCUGGUAAUCGAACAUAUCACGUCGGAAUAUUCGGGGAACUACACAUGUAUCGCUAGCAACGUGGCAGGGAGCGAGAGUUUUACAGUCCCCUUAACCGUAAAUGUACCACCGAAGUGGGUUCUUGAGCCAAAAGAUUCCAGCGCCCAAGCGGGUCAGGACAUCGCACUACAUUGCCAAGCGGGAGGUCACCCGAAGCCGACAAUCACGUGGAAGAAAGCAAUUGGAAACACGCCCGGGGAGUACAAAGACUUUCUGUAUGAACCUAACGUAUCACUUUAUCCCAAUGGGACUCUUGAGUUCCGAAAGAUCACCAAAGAGUCACAGGGACAUUUUUUAUGUGAAGCUAAAAACUCCAUCGGAACUGGCGUUAGUAAAGUUAUCUUCCUCAAGGUUAACGUGCCUGCACAUUUCAACACAAAAAAUAAACAAAUAACAUCUCCACGGAAUAAACAAAUUCAUAUACAAUGUAACGUUCAAGGUGACAAUCCUAUCGAUAUCAAAUGGAAAAUGCAAAAUUCUCAACAGCAUAUAGACGAAUCUCUAGACAAUCGUUAUAACAUUCGGGAACAAGUUCUGGAUGAUGGAAUGGUGUCUGAGUUGGGAAUUUCUCAUACCUACAGACAAGACACCGGAAUAUAUGUUUGCCACGCCGCAAACGCAUUCGGUCAUGAUGAAAUGACCAUUCAGUUAGUCAUCCAAGAAGUUCCAGAGCCCCCGAAAAAUUUACGUAUCAACUCCCAACAGUCGCGAACUUUACAACUUUCGUGGAGUCAACCAUUUGCUGGCAACAGUCCCAUCGAGAAAUAUAAUGUUGAGUACAAGCUUGUCACCGAUCUAUGGCAAUCGGCUGAGCACAUCACCGUAGCCGGAACUCAAACCGUAAUCACCUUGCAAAAUCUCAAGCCAGCCAAAGCAUAUCACAUCCGUAUAUCGGCGGAAAACAAAUUAGGGGCAUCUGAAUAUUCGGAAGUCAUUCAGGUGACCACACUGGAAGAAGUGCCUUCUGGUCCACCGUUGAACAUCAAGGGUGAACCGAAAAGUUCCACCGAAAUCUUUCUCUCAUGGGAAGCUCCCGAUCGAGAACAGUGGAACGGAAAUUUACUCGGAUAUUACGUAGGCUACCAAGAGGCUUCCGGGCCUUACGAUAAAGAAAUACAUCCUACACAAGGAUUCAACUUCAAAACAGUCGAGGUGCGAACGCAUUUCGGUGGAGAAACAACGCUCACCAAUCUCAAGAAGUGUGCCCAAUACAAUAUCGUAGUGCAGGCCUACACAAGUCAGGGCAGUGGUCCACCGAGCAAGGAGAUUUCCCUCAGCACUCUCGAAGAUGUGCCUUCCACACCACCCGACAGUCCCAAGUGCGAUGUUCUCAGCUCGACCUCCAUCUACAUCACGUGGUCCCCACCGGCACCGGAAGGACAGAACGGAAAAAUCACCGGCUACAAAGUAUCCUACAUAGAAAUUGAAGAUCUCUAUGAAAAAGAACCCUACACUGCCAAAACUAACAACCAGUAUAUGACACUGGAGAAUUUGAAAAAGUUCACCAACUACACCUUCUGGGUGCUGGCUUUCACAAAGGUUGGUGAUGGAGUACGGACGACAUCCUUCUUCUGUACUACUCAUGAGGAUGUCCCUUCCGCACCAAAGGCCAUCAAAGCCGUGCCUGCGUCAAGUACAAAGAUCAUAAUCUCGUGGUUACCACCGGCCAACAGGAAUGGCAUCAUAACGGGCUAUACUUUCUACAUGUCGCUGGUGGAUGGAGGGCGGGAAGGAACUCACAAGCGCACACUGGUCCCGUAUGCCGAGAUACACGAAACGGUUCGGCUGCAGGAGCACGGGACUUAUCAAUUCUGGCUGACUGCGUCCACCAAAAUGGGGGAGGGAGAAAAAUCAGAAGUGAUAACCGUGCCUCCAAACAAUAAAGUUCCAGCGAGAAUUGUUUCGUUCAGUCAGGAAAUUACGACUCCGUGGAAGGAAACAUUGGUGCUACCUUGUCGCAAAGUCGGCUCACCGGCACCGGUUACAAUCUGGCGACAAGACGAUCAGCCGAUGGACACGGGAACAAGAAAGUUAAUUGCUAAAAAUGGCACCUUAUACAUAAAAGACUGCCAGCAUUCUGAUGCUGGGAAUUAUACUUGUAGCGUAGAAAAUAAUUGGGGAAGGGAUGAAAUUGUGUACCAUAUAAAAAUUAAGGUUCCUCCAGACCCUCCCAACCUGUCGGUUAUCAACACUUAUACAGACAGUUUGUUACUCGAAUGGAUUGACAAUAGAAACGGGGGUUCGCCCAUUCUUGGCUACGUUAUCAACUAUAAGAGGGAACAGGGCGACUGGGAGGAAAUACGAAUUGAUUCUAAAACCAACACCCACGUGCUGGUCAACUUGUGGUGCGGAACAAAGUAUCAACUGUACAUAACCGCUCAUAACAAAAUAGGAACCGGUCUUCCCUGUGAUAUUGUCCAGACACAGACGAAAGGUCUUGCACCUGUACAACCGAAACAUUCACAGAUGAUAACUCACAAUUCAACUACUGUUACUUGUUGGCUGGAUUCCUGGGGUGAUGGCGGCUGUACGAUUCUGCACUUUUCAAUUGAAAAUCGGGUCUACGGGCGUCCUCAAUGGAACACAAUUUCCAACCACAUCGAAGCAUCGGAACGUAUAUUCACCGUGAAUGAUUUGCAACCGGCCACCAAGUAUCAGCUACGGGUAACGGCCUACAACAAUGCCGGAGCUACGAUGGCCAUUUAUAACUAUACUACAUUAACCGCCGCAGGAGUAAUGGUCCACCCUGACCUAACGAAUCCCGUUUCUCCACAUCUUGGGGAUAACCCGUUCUACGCCAAUAUUAAGGUCCUGUUGCCACUUUGUCUGUCCAUCCUUAUUUUAUGCGUGCUCAUCGCAGCCGCACUUCUCAUCCGGAAAAGAAAGCUAAAUAACCAGAACCGAAUACCGUCAACGUCAAUGUCGGAGUCCCCGUCGAUUGCCAACAUUCAAAACAAGCACAACCGGGAUCAGCAGUAUCUGGCAGUGCGGGCCCAACAAAACAGCCGCAACAGCAACUCGGUCGAUUCCGGCAGCUUUAAAGCCGAAGGAAAUGAAUACAUUGAAGACAUUUGCCCGUAUGCAACAUUUCAGCUGAACAAGCAAACGUACAGCGAAAGUUCAUACAGUGGAAAUGUUUACAGUGGACCAUACCAUUCGGUAAGAGGAUCUUUUGUGUAUCAUGAUGUUAAAACCGAAAACUAUCAUGCUUGUGAGGAAAACAAAGAGAUCGUCAACCAGCACAAGCUCAAUAAAGAGCCCGAGUAUACAAAAGUACGCAGAAAGGGCGGAUCUCGACUGAGGGAUCCGGCCAGCUCAGAGCCGAUAGAUAUAAAUCAAUUUAUAGAAUCUGACAAUCCCGGAUCCACAGAUUCCGAAGUUAGGAAGAUACUAACACUUCAUAUACCGAUUACAGAAUAUGAUACGCUUGGUUCCGAGUCUGACAACGACAUGGCCUCGCGUUCCAAUCAGUCCAACUAUCGUCAUCACAGAGACACUCAAGACGAAACUUCAUCGUCUUCCGAGAACUCGCCUUCCAGCAUAGCUAGGAAGUCGAAACCGCCAUACCCGCCGAGAAAAACGGCGAAAUCUUCGCAGAACCUGACGAAGCGUCAUGUCCGAAGUUCUAGCGGAUAUUCGAGCCACAACGAGGAGACUACGUUUAGUAUAUCUAACUAUCCUAAUUAUGGCGAUCAUAUAACGCCACCGGCCAGGUUUUCCGAUAUGCUCGGAAGGGACGCCACCUUGCCGGUGUCGUCCGUCAAUCCUUCAGGGCUAGUGGGUAGCGCCAGCGAGCUCACAAGUACGAAAAAGUCUAGCAAUCACUCGCCACGACCACGUGCCAAUCAGAAGCUUCAACGGGAAGCCUUUCAGAUCAAUGUGUGAUGAGAUAAUGGUGUCGGGCAAAGCCAGGAUCCUCCAGGAUCCAACUCAGAACUAACACAUCAUAAUCAUCGGCGGUACGCUCGAGCGUACUACUGAGGACGACAAAAUGCCGAACGGUUUGCACGAUCGGCAUCAUCACUUAUAGUAGUACUGUAAAGACUUUAAAAGGAACAGAAAUUGAACAUCGAGUAAAACCCGUCUGUUGAAAAAGAUUAAUCCCGGAAGCAGCAUCACCAUUCUUCAUCGAAUCGCGUCGAUAGAUUCCUUUAGUUGAUAGUUUUGUUUGCCACACUAUCAGCUGCGAAAAUUUCCUUAUAGAUCGUUGGUUGAUCAUUACGAGCUAGACAGAUUUACAAUUGCAUAGAAAGCCGUACGUAAACAAACGACUUGGUCACUGUUGUUGUGUAUAAUUUAAGAUUAAAGUUAGAUAGUUGUUUGAUACGAAAUUUUAUCGAACCGUGACAACGCGAACACCUGACUAAUUAUACUUGAUGGAUAUGUGCGAUUGGUUUAACAAUAUUUUAUAUUAAACGAUAUUUUAGUAAAAACACGUCGGUCGUAGUUAUUAUCUGCUUUAAGCAGAAGCGUAGGAUUUAUUAGAUUAACAAAUUGACACUCUUCGUUAAGCCCAAAAAUAAUAUUCUAGAAAAAAAGAAGCAACUACAACAAUGUCAUUCCCAAUUUACAUGAGCAAACGAGUUAGUCAUUUCGGUUAAAUCAUGUUGAAUUUGUUACUCCACCUCGAUUGUUUUCUGUGGUAGUUGAACAACCCUUCUCAAACAUCUAGUAGUGACAAGUACAAUAAACCUAGAACGAAUCGAACAAAUUUUAAUAAAAUAAAAACAGGCCGACUAAUUUCAACCUACCUAAUCGGAAAUGGAAUUCGAAGCGCGAUCGAACAGUUGGUUGUACUCGAGGGGCGGAACACUUGAAUUUGCUCGGCAGUUGGCGAGUUUUCAAAAAAAAGAAUGAAUUCGAAGAUUUAGUGAUCGAGCUUUAUUUCUGUUAAGAUCGGUGUGUCCCGCCCCAGCAUUUUAUAAUUUUAGUUUAUGAGCCCAGAUUGCGAAGAGGUUGAUAGUUGUUAAUAAAUGUGUAAAAUAAAGUAGCGUAUAUUAUGGACAAUUCAAAAGAUUUUUUUUACGAAAGUAUACCGAAUUGAUCGUUGUUAUUUUUGUAUUCUCUCUAUCGUUUUCGGAAGUUUAUGUAGGGUAUAACAUAUUUUCGGUUGGUUUUUUUUUAAUAUUUUCAACGUAUGAAUUAGCAUUAAUUAUCAGGAACAAAAAUCACCAAAUGAUCACAAGGAAAAUGUGUUAGGUUACUCAAGCAAAAACCAAAACCUACUUUUAUUUAGGGAAUUUCAAAUCAAGUAUUUUUUCCCCUGUUAUCUGUUGAAUUUUAUGAACUUGUAAUGAACUGUGGAGGUAAAGUCGCAGAAAAAACAAGCGCCGAUUUUAAUUCUAUUGUUUUAAACUAUCAGAUGGAUGUUAGGGAUUCCAUACAUUUAAUGAUUUCAGUUGUUCUCGAAGCAAAAUUGGACACAACUAUAUUAACUAAUUUACUAUACUUAAUUUUUUACUUGCGUUUGUAUCAAAUUAAUUAAUCCAUAUACUUACAAACUUUAAAAUCUUUUUGUUUGCUUGAGAUAAAUUUAUUUGUUGUUACCAAAUCAAAAUAAUCCGAAUUCAGUAAAAAAUUACCAUUCGUUUCCGAUUAGUUGAGCAAGCGAAACUGUAUAACAGUAAACAUAACUCAACAGAAUUUCACCAACGAAAUAUAAAUUACGUAGCUCUUCCUAGGUUUAGCGAAUUUGUUUAUGCAGAUCAGAAAUGUUCAAGCCUUAGCCAAAAGACGAAUCCUUGAUGUAAAUAAGAAAUAAUGUCGACGGAUCGAUGUAAAAAACAGCACUCAAACUAAUUCUUUGAAUCCUAAGUUAGUCUCGCGCAAAUACAUAGAUACAUACAGAAGAUCGGCCAAACUCACGCAAGAAAAUGUACACAGCUAGUAUCUAUACAAAGUAGUUAGCUUCAGUUAACAGUAAAUCCAAAGCAAAAUCGACUGAUAGAACUUACGCAUAAGCAGAACGCCUACCGAACGAAUACGAAUGUGAACAAGAUAACAUUUAGAUAUCCAAGAGAUCGACGGAAAGAAAGAUUGAGGUUUGAUAAAACCAAAUAAUGGGCGCAGAGAAAACCACAGAUCAGACAAUAUUGAACGAACCCAUUCCAGGUGUGUUCAGAAUAUUGGCAUUUUUUGAAACUAGACAACCAGAGAGUACACACUAAUGCAAAGUAAACAUUAUAUUUGUGAGCAAAGCUAUUACUACAAUUUUCCACGGUGGAAAAAAAUCAGAAAGUAAAACCAUUUUGCCAUAGACAUAGACUAACUGUUUGUUCAGUAUAACAACAUAGCUCUUUUCCGCAAGGUCGGCGAACAAACAAAUUGCACUCAAUAGUGAAACAGAAAACCAAUAGACACAAAACGUGAACCUCGUUUGAUUUUUUUUUUUACGUUUAGGCAGGCUUAUUAGUAUCGAUGGAAUCUUCGGAUAUGUUGUAACACGGAAAUUUGAACGACGACCUAAAUCGAAACUAUGGAAAUUAUAAGGUUGAAUCAAAGCAACAACAACAACAAAAAAGGGGCUUUAGGCCGGUAUCAAAAUCCAUUUUGGUAUUAACGGAAUUUUAUGAAAUCUCAAAAGAAUUGUCACCACACGUGAAAAAAAGAAAGUUAUAAACGAAAUCAAGUGAAUAUAUUAAAACACAAACAUCAA
Messenger RNA from Uranotaenia lowii, 9121 nucleotides. RefSeq names its product cell adhesion molecule Dscam2 (gene Dscam4). Gene Ontology annotation, biological process: axon guidance; cell-cell adhesion. The transcript has 21 exons. Gene Ontology annotation, molecular function: protein binding. The record is from RefSeq and is a predicted model, not a curated record. NCBI's taxonomy places the organism in Eukaryota, Metazoa, Arthropoda, Insecta, Diptera, Culicidae. Gene Ontology annotation, cellular component: axon; plasma membrane. The coding region runs from base 433 to 6351 and encodes 1972 amino acids.